Amphiprion ocellaris (clown anemonefish) is the source of this 3105-nucleotide messenger RNA. RefSeq lists its product as uncharacterized. NCBI's taxonomy places the organism in Eukaryota, Metazoa, Chordata, Actinopteri, Pomacentridae. The transcript has 2 exons. Bases 139 to 1737 code for a protein of 532 amino acids. The record is from RefSeq and is a predicted model, not a curated record.
UUCUGAUAAGCCUGCAGACAACAUAUCCAGCAACCAGCCAGCAACCAUCCAUCCAACCAACCAAUCAACCAUCCAACCAACCAACCAACCAACCAUCCAACCAACCAGCAGCCAAUCAGGCGUCUCCAUCUUCAGGUCAUGGCGUCCACUAGUUUGCUGUUCCUGCUGUUGAUGUCGUCCUCCCUCUUCAUCUCCACCUUCUCUCAGCCACCCCCUCGGAACCAGCUGGCCAGAGGUUCUCCACAGAAAAUCAACAAAGCCAAAGAAGGUGCUAAAGCUGUGGGCAAGUUUAUCCUUCAGAGCAUCAGUGAACUCAGGUUCACGCUGACCCCUUUUCUGGCGUUGAUUCCUGUUUGGGGACCGCUGAUCAGUGCCAUGGUCAACAUGGGUCUGGUGGGAGUGUCAGUGAUCAACAACAACGUCAAUAACAAACCGAUACUCGAAGCAAUCAUAUCUGAAUUAGACAGUAUCAGAUCCACGAUGAAGGAGCAUCACCUGGAGCAUAAAUGGGACACCUGGGCGGCCGGAGCUUACCACAAACCUGAGAUGGACAUUAACCUGGCCUGGGACCGUUACUUAACGCUAGCAAGAUCUCUGCUGCAGGCAAGAAGUGACAGUGAAAACAAGAGACAUAUCAGUGAGUUUGUUAACUACUACGAAAAGUACCUGGAUGCCACCAACACUUUGCGCAGGCUGCUGACAGCUAAAGGUGCGACCUUCGUUUACAACCUGGGAGACUUGUUGGCUCAACACGUUAAAUGUCAUGACAGGGAAAUCCGAGAAUACACCGUAUUCAUUAAUCAACUUAUCUGCAAGGGCAACACCAUGAAUCAGUUCUUCUACAAAAUGAAGGGCACAGGCUCUCCAGCUAAGGAUGAAGAAGCAGCUAGGAUCGCAUACGAAGCCGCCGACGUCAUGUUCCAGGUCCAGAUGGCCUGCAUGGAGAACAGCGAGGACUACGUUAAAAAGGACAUAGAGGCGCUCAUUGACAAAACCAAAAAGCGUGAUGUCCUGGCAAACGAAGUGCAAGCUUUUCUGGAGAAAACUUACGACAGGUAUGACUGGAUGGUGGUCGCCUACAUAACCAAAAAUUCAGGUCAUAAAAUACUUGAAACCCUGAACAAACACACCAUGACAGAUUUCUAUACUUUUGCUCAGAGACAGGGAAUUAGCGUCGCUGUAGCCAGGCAGGUGAAGGGCACUCAUACCAUGUUUAACAACAUUGUAGAGGCCAUCAGGAGAUGCUUCCCAAAGCAACCUGUGUGCUACAAGGUGGCAGAGGAACUCAGAGUGUGUCGACAAGGUGUGGGUCAAGGUAUUCCAGUGUCUGAUGCCAUCACAGCAGUUCAUGCCUACACCAGCGAACCCCACGACAGCUUCAAAGCCAAUAAAGCAUCUUACUACGUCGACAUCAGCAGAAGCCGAGGCCAGACUCCCUUCAUUUAUGAAGGGGACUGUCAGAAAUCCAAAGGUAUUCGAGGUGGCAAGUUUGCUGUUUUGAUUAAAAGUAACGAAGAAAUAUUCAACAAACAUCCCUGUGCCAAGCUCAACUGUGGAGGCAACCAAAGAGGCCGCUGUAUCGAGGUGCAGGGCAUCAAUGUGGGGAUCUGUCGCUGUAAGAUGCCAUUCUACGGCCGCAACUGUGAGAGCAGCUUAGUAGAUUACAAGAGUUUCUUAGAGCAACAGAGUGGAUUACAAGUGGUGGACCACAGGACCCGGAACAGACCUCGGUUCUGAUGCACUUAGGUGUCUGAAGGCUGUUUUCCACUUCAGGAAGUUGUUUUAGGGCCAUUUUGGUGUGGCUGAACCUUUCAGACUGCAAGAACUGCCCUUAUCGAACCUCUAUCAGGCCUGUUUAAGGUUGGACAUAGCAUUUGUUCUGACUGCAAGAAGUAUCCCUGUAGAUUCUGAUGUUGAGAUCCACCCUUUAGAAUCUCUGUCAGGCCUUUUUUAGUGUGGCUCCCAAAACGAGCUUUUGGGAACCUUUUAACCGAACCAUGUAGAAGCUCUUUCACUGCUAUUUUCAGGGGCAGAAAUGUGUCUCUUGCAGGUACCAACCUUUAUAGUUGUGUUUCCUUCAUAGAACCAGAGUUCUGUCCAGUAGCUGCUGUUUGUUCUGGUCUGUCAGAGCAGAGGUAACAUGAAGCUCUUGAUCCGACAGCAGAAACAGAAACAACAAUUCCUCACACCUGAAACAAGUUCCUGCAGUGGAAAUGUCCUGAGGUCUCCUGAUAUCUUUAAUUUUUUUUAGCUUCAUAUUAAUAUUUCUGCAACUAAUGAUGUAUACACUUCAGAACAGCAGCAAUAGAAUUAGUGUCCAUGUAAGGGCGAUGCAGAGACGACCUCCAAGUCCAUCAACUUAUAAGUUAAUCAACCUUGGUUCAAAGGCACACAAAAGCUGGAACAUAAAUCUAAAAAAAAUUUGUCUAAUCUUAUCGUAAAUGUAUAUUUCUUCAUCUCAGACUCCAGCAAACAGACAUUUUUUAAAGUUUUUGGAUAUUUCCCAGACAAAUAAUCAUUCAUAAAAUAUUAAUCGAUCAUGUUUAGUAAAUGUGCAAAUUAUGCACAUUUACAGCUUUGUUAUUGUUUUGGGGGGUUAGACUAGAAUAUUUAUCUGCUGUAAUGGUCAGAAACAUAUGAUUUUUAAAAGAUCUCUGCAGAAAGAAGCCAAAGAUCAGAAUGUGGGCUCCUAGAGCCACGUGUUGAUUUGGACAUAUAAGCAGCAGCAUCGUCUGCAUACAGACAUAUGAAGUUGAUGCAUUGUCAGUUCUAAGGUGGAGCUGAGCUGUAACGCAAACUGCAAAGUGAACAGAGCCUUUGUCCUCAGACUGGAGGGACCAUUUACUUCACAUCUAAAAACUUUAUUCACUUCUGUUGCAAACUUCAGCUGAGAAAGAAAAUCUGAGAGUUAUUCAAAGACGUGACAUCAACAAAUCUGUUAGUGAAUUGUAUGGAUGUAAAAUCAGGGUGAUGUGAUUUCUGUAAAUGCUGAACUCCUCCUUCACUAUGAUCUGACUGGACAGAGUUUAAACCACCAACCAGCUUUUCCUGCUUCCAGCUUCUGUCCGCAUUUUGCUGAAUAAUAAAACUUCACUUUCACCGUCA